GGCUACAGAGCUUGCAGGGUGCUGCAGGCCAGCUGCUGUACGGGGAGGCUGGAGGAUGAAGAAGGGAGGACUUAGAGGGGCUGCUGGGGAUCCCCCCACGGCAGCUGGAUCCUGGAGUGCGGGACUGGCCCGUGCCCGGCUGGCCAUGAGUCUGCAGCAGAGGGUCUUCCCGAGAAGGGAGAACGGCACUCAUGAAGUGGCCGCUAAGCCCAGUGCACUCAGCACCCAUCAGCCCCGGGCCCGGGAGCAGGAGAGGAAGAAGGGCAGCCUCACUUCCUCUCUGAGGACGGAGCCACACGGCCGUUCCGGGAAGAGCAGAAAGUCCGCAAAAUUCCGCUCCAUUUCCCGGUCCCUGAUCCUCUGUAAUGCUAAGACAAGUGAUGAUGGCUCUAGCCCUGAUGAGAGAUAUCCUGAUCCCUUUGAGGUGUCGCUGGGCCAGGGCGAGGAGGGGAUUCUCCACUCAUCCGUGCAGCUGGCAGACACGUCGGAAGCCGGGCCUGGCAGCAUUCCUGAUCUAGCGCUGGCCUCCGAGGCUGCUCCACUGGCAGCAGCUGGGAGCGAUCGAGGCAAGGCCUGUAGGAAGAUGUUCUUCACGAAGGAAUCCUCCGCAACUUCCUCUCGUGGAAAGCCUGGAAAACCGGAGACCCAGAGUAACUUCCUGUUCCCUAAGGCCUGCCACCACAGGACACGCAGCAACUCAACGAGUGUUAAUCCCUACUGCACUGGAGACAUUGAUUUUCCCAUGACCAAGAAAUGUGCAGCGUCAGCAGACCGGCAGCCUUAUUCUCUGUGUAGUAACAGGAAGUCCCUCUCGCAGCAACUGGACUGUCCAGCAGCAAAGGCCACGGGCACGUCACGACCAACGCGAUCACUGAGCACAGCCCAGCUCGUGCAGCCGUCCGGGGGUCUCCAGGCUUCGGUCAUCUCCAACGUUGUGCUGAUGAAGGGCCAGGCGAAGGGUCUGGGCUUCAGCAUCGUUGGGGGGCAGGACAGCAUCUAUGGCCCCAUUGGGAUUUACGUCAAAACCAUCUUCGCUGGAGGAGCAGCUGCCGCUGACGGACGGUUACAAGAAGGUGAUGAAAUUCUGGAACUCAACGGGGAGUCCAUGGCUGGGCUAACGCACCAGGAUGCCUUGCAGAAGUUCAAGCAAGCCAAAAAGGGGCUCCUCACCCUCACCGUGAGGACCCGCCUGACGGUGCCGCCUGCGCUGUGCAGCCAGCUCUCCCCACCGCUGAGCCGCUCCCUGAGCUCCAGCACCUGUGUGGCCAAGGACAGCAGUGGCUUCGCCCUGGACAGCCCCGCGUCCCCUGGCAGCAGCACCAUCAAACCCAACUACAGAAUCAUGGUGGAGGUGUCUCUGAAGAAAGAGGCUGGCGUCGGCCUGGGCAUCGGCCUGUGCAGCGUCCCGUACUUCCAGUGCAUCUCGGGCAUUUUCGUGCACACACUGUCACCAGGCUCUGUGGCGCAUCUGGACGGACGGCUCCGGUGUGGCGAUGAGAUCGUGGAGAUCAACGACACCCCUGUGCACUGCCUGACUCUCAAUGAGGUCUACGCCAUCCUGAGCCACUGCAGUCCCGGUCCAGUCCCCAUCAUUGUCAGCCGACAUCCAGACCCCCAGGUGUCUGAACAGCAACUCAAGGAAGCUGUGGCUCAGGCGGUGGAGAACUUCAAGUUUGGAAAGGAGAGGCACCAGUGGAGUCUGGAAGGUACGGGCAACGGUGUCAAGAGGCUGGAGAGCAGCUGGCACGGGCGGCCCACCUUGGAGAAGGAGCGGGAGAAGACCUCGGCGCCCCCGCACCGCAGGGCGCAGAAGGUCAUGAUCCGCUCCAGCAGCGACAGCAGCUACAUGUCCGGGUCCCCGGGGGGCAGCCCCAGCAGCGGCGGCGGCGGCACAGUGCAGCAGCCCUCCGAUCAAGAAGUCAGCAGGCACAGCCCCAGCCUGCGCCUGAGCCAGGAGCCAGGGGCUUCUCCCCCGGCCUCGUCCAGGCCACCCCAGGACAGCCCGCGCCUCCCUGAGAGCCCAGACGAGCACCCGCCAGUGCGGCUGAAGAAAUCCUUCGAGAUUUUCGUGAGGAAGCCUACGUCCUCCAAGCCCAAACCUCCACCCAGAAAAUACUUCAAAAGCGACAGCGACCCUCAGAAGAGUCUGGCAGAGGCCGAGAACGCCACGAGCCUGCCUGGGCACGCCUUGCCCGCCUGCGGCCAGGAAGCCAGAGAGCUGCUGCCACUGCUGUCGCCGCAGGAAGACACGGCAGGGAGAGGGCCCCACGCCACCGGCAGCUGCCUCGGAGCUGGAGACGACCCUCAGGCUCCGUCGACCACGGAGGGAGAGCCAGGGAGGAGGAGAGCCAGCCCAGCGACCCAGACGUCCCCACUGAAACACCCCCUGCUGAAGCGGCAGGCUCGGAUGGACUAUAGCUUCGAGACCACCCCCGAAGACCCCUGGGUGAGAAUUUCCGACUGCAUCAAAAGCUUGUUCAGCCCCAUGAUGAGUGAGAGCCAUGGCCACCUGCCCCUGCAGCCCCACGCCAGCCUGCGUGAAGAAGACGGGCAGCAGGGCCACCUGGAGGGGACCUGUGCCCCGAAGCUGGACCCUGCUCAUGGCGCUGCCAAAGUGCACAAGGCAACGGACAGUGGCACUGGGAAGAAGGGGCCCCCUGUGGCCCCCAAGCCAGCUUGGUUUCGCCAAAGCUUGAAAGGUUUGAGGAAUCGUGCUUCCCCAGCACAGCCAAUAGCUGCCUCCUCCAGGGAGCCCCCCGGACCACAUGUGCAGGCCUCCUCCUCCUCUUCCUCCAUCAAGCAGAGAAUCAGCUCCUUUGAGACCUUCGGGUCUUCUCAGCUGCCUGACAGGGGAGUCCAGAGACUGAGCCUGCAUGCGUCCCCUGGGGAGGCAGCAAAACCUUCUGGGAAGCAAGAGGGGGGCCGGUUCUCUGGCCUCUUGGGGAGAGGGGCUCCGCCCACCGCUGAGCCCCGGCAGCAGGAGCAGCAUCAGCUGUCCCGGGGUUCCCCUGCAGCCUCAGAGGCCAGUGACCCUGGUGUGUCUGAGUCCCCUCCCCAAGGACAGAAGCCCCGUCCGCAACCCCUCCCCACCGAGCCGGACCCACUCCAGAGGCUGCUGCCAUCCCGGCCCGAGGCAUCUCCAGGGCCGGUGCUGAAGGUGCCCAGCCAGCGGGCUCGGAGUUUCCCCCUGACCAGGACCCAGUCGUGUGAGACGAAGCUCCUGGACGAGAAGAGCAGUAAACUCUACUCCAUCAGCAGCCAGGUGUCGUCGGCUGUCAUGAAAUCCUUGCUGUGCCUCCCAUCCGCCGCGGCCUGGGGCCAGGCUCCCUGCAGCCCCAGGGAGGGGGUGCCGCCCAGGCCGGCCUCCCGUGAGGACCCGGCCCCCGACGGCUCUGCAGAAGCCCCCGCCUCGGACAGCGGCUUCUCUCUCAAUCUGGCGGAGCUGCGAGAAUACACGGAGGGCCUCACGGAGCCCCAGGACGCCGAGGACGCGGCUCCCUGCCCGCAGUCGGGGCAGUCCGUGAUCUCCCUGCUGAGCUCCGAAGAGCUGAGAAAGCUCAUCGAGGAAGUGAGGGUUCUGGAUGAAGCAACCUUAAAGCAAUUGGACAGCAUCCACGUCACCAUCCUACACAAGGAGGAGGGAGCCGGCCUGGGGUUCAGCUUGGCAGGAGGGGCGGAUCUGGAAAACAAGGUGAUUACGGUUCACAGGGUGUUUCCAAAUGGGCUGGCCUCCCAGGAAGGCACCAUUCAGAAGGGCAACGAGGUUCUUUCCAUCAACGGCAAGUCCCUCAAGGGGACCACGCACAACGACGCCCUGGCCAUCCUCCGCCAAGCACGGGACCCACGGCAAGCAGUGAUUGUCACAAGGAGGCCGGCUCCGGAGGCCUCGCCUGGCCUGAGCCCCUCCAGUGACUCUGUGGCAGCACCCUCUGCAGCCAGCGACAUCCCUGCAGAAUCUGCAUCGGAGGCUGCUGUCUGCACCGUGACCUUGGAGAAGACCUCAGCAGGGCUGGGUUUCAGCCUGGAAGGUGGGAGGGGCUCGCUGCGUGGAGACAAGCCCAUCACCAUCAACCGGAUCUUCAAAGGGGCAGCAUCGGGACAGAGCGCGACACUCCAGCCGGGAGACGAGAUCUUGCACGUGGCCGGCACCACCGUGCAGGGCCUCACCCGCUUCGAGGCCUGGAACAUCAUCAAGGCCUUGCCGGAUGGACCUGUCACUGUUGUCAUCAGGAGGAGAGGCCUCCAUCCACAGGGGACUGCGGUCACUGGGGACCCCUAGUGGACAGCACCAGUGCUGAAGCCAAAGUCAAGAGCACGCAGCUCCCAUAACCCCAGAGCUGAUUCUCAGGGUCUCUCUGCACACCCCACCCAGAGGGCGGGGGCCUUCUGCUGGCCACUGCCCAGGGCCCCAGCCAGGGGGUCAUCCCAGAAGUAAGAGCAAAGUUACACUGGGAUGGCCGGUACAGACUGUUCAGAGAGCGCUUAAUGCCAAUACUGUGGUCCAUAAUAAAGCAGAUCUCUCAGAACUUGGUACGAAAGCCACACCCUGCUUUACAAAGUCUCCCAAGUAUUCGGAUCCAGCCCAAA
This is a messenger RNA of Lepus europaeus (European hare), 4587 nucleotides long. RefSeq names its product interleukin 16 (gene IL16). Lineage: Eukaryota; Metazoa; Chordata; Mammalia; Lagomorpha; Leporidae. Gene Ontology annotation, biological process: induction of positive chemotaxis; leukocyte chemotaxis. The transcript has 20 exons. Gene Ontology annotation, molecular function: cytokine activity; CD4 receptor binding. Bases 56 to 4279 code for a protein of 1407 amino acids. The record is from RefSeq and is a predicted model, not a curated record.